GCUCCUCUUGGUGCGCCCGGAUACGGCCUAAAAGGGUGGCAUCAUGUGAUUGGGUGAAUGUGACGUGGAAGGCCUGGGAGAUAUUCUCCAGCUGGUAACGAGAUACCUGAGUCGUCAUUGAAGAUGAAUGGCUCACCGCAAAACUCGGAGGCCGUUGGCUCCAGACGAUCUGGGGUUGAGAACAGUGAUGAUGAGGAUUGGAGCACUAUCGUUGAAUGUGCGGUGCUGGAGCGAUCCAAGGCGGAUCGAGUGACCCGGAGUGAUGAGGACCGUCGACGCCGCACUAUCAUUGUAGAGAAGAAAAAUGGAACGUAUGGUUUUACAUUACAGAGCUAUGGAAUUCACUACAAAAGAGAGCAAGAAAUCGAGAUGGUGACGUACGUCGACUACGUGGAGUACGACGGUCCAGCGUUCAAAGCAGGGAUGCGUGAGGGAGACGUCAUUCUCUCGAUAAACGGCCACGAGAUGGAUCGGGCUGACCACAAGACCCUCGUGAAUUUCAUAAAAAAUUGUGACUCCCGAAUGCGAAUGGUCGUCUCCUUCGAGGAUUGCGUCAGAAAGGUAGAGCUCCACAUGCGGUACAUCGAGCUUCAGCGUGCCCUGCAGACACGUCUCUCCGAAUUAGAACGUCUCUGCGAGCGUGAAAAAGCGAUACUGAUGGGCAGAUGGAAGACACACUCACUGCCAGCGAGAAAACGCACUCCUAAUUGCGGAGGAAGUGAUCAAACUCCUGGGUCGGGGGUUUCGGCUUUGAAUACAUCGACUAUGCAGUGCUGCAGACCAGCAACAUCAACGGAACAUCUUUUAUUAUACAGCGUUUACGCAGACGGUCGUCCGUGCCUUAUCCCUCGCAGCACAGCAUGCCUAGUCGCGGUGGGCCCCCCUCGAUCGCGGAGCGACCACCACCACUUUCUCUCAAAGGCCUCAAACGACUCGACAAUCUCCUCCCGCCACAGCUACCACCAGGCCAACGGCUCCUCGACCCCGGCUAAGUCCAAGCCCUCCCACAAAGCCCCAUCCCCAUCCUGCUCCUCAAAAGACUCCAACACUCAUCACCCCCCGUCCCACACGAGCAACAGCCUGUGCGUAGCCUGCAUCUCCAGUGCCAAUCGCCGACGAGACCCCGCAGACGGAGCAAGCCUAGACGUCUACGACCUAGCAAGUCCCUGUUGCGAUCCAAAUUGCGUUCCAAGUAGGAGGAGACGAGAGAAGCAACGAAGAGCGAGGAAUGAGGCUCAGCAGCAGGCUCAGCAACAGGGCCAGCAGUCCCAGCACCAGCAGCAGCAACACCACAAUCAGAAGGAGCAGAGCCAACCCCAACAGCACAGCGGACACUCUUGUCCCCGGGCAUCGGGUCACAGUCUCCACUCGGUAACCUCCAGCGACGUCUCCACAACCGUUGAGAGUGUCGCCUCCUGCUCGACUUCCUUGAGCACAGACACUCUGUACUGGGACCCCAACGUUCAACACCGACCACCCGCCUGCAUUCAAUACGCAAAGCCUAAAUCAUGGGACAAUCUCACGACCAAAGCGUUCGGAGGGUACGGCUUUGGCUAUGGGUACCUGGACACUGCCUCCAUCAAGACGCACAGUGCCGAGAGGCCGGGGAAGAGCCACAGCAGGGCCAAAACCCCCACGUCCUCCAGUCAGAGGAGGUCCGGGGGGUCUGCGCACUCGGGAGGCUCCAGUGGAACUUCCAACAGACAUUUUCAGCCGACCAAGUCCACGGAGAGCUUACUCGUGCAGAGCCCGUAUCAGAGUGAGGUCGACUCCUCGAGUUUGAGCUGCGAGUGUCUUGAUGGGAAUGGCAGGUUUAUGCAUAAGAGGCAGGAGGAGGGCGCGUAUGCCGGGGGGAGUGGGCAUCAUCAGGCGAGAAACCGGAGGAGCAGCCAUGGCGAUGGCAAACUCAGGCCUGCCGCUAAUGCGGGGUCCGAGGUCACCAGAUUGUAAUGAGUA
This is a messenger RNA of Diachasma alloeum, 1956 nucleotides long. RefSeq lists its product as uncharacterized. Gene Ontology annotation, molecular function: protein binding. Bases 124 to 1950 code for a protein of 608 amino acids. NCBI's taxonomy places the organism in Eukaryota, Metazoa, Arthropoda, Insecta, Hymenoptera, Braconidae. The record is from RefSeq and is a predicted model, not a curated record. The transcript has 4 exons.